Molecule: messenger RNA, 1160 nt
Organism: Procambarus clarkii (red swamp crayfish)
Lineage: Eukaryota; Metazoa; Arthropoda; Malacostraca; Decapoda; Cambaridae
Product: neurotrophin 1-like
Biological process (GO): innate immune response; central nervous system formation
Cellular component (GO): extracellular region
Molecular function (GO): growth factor activity; Toll binding
Source: RefSeq, a predicted model, not a curated record
AUGUUGCAGGUCGUAAUGUCAGCCAUAGCUGUGACCAUGGCUGAUGUAACCUCCCAUGUGAGUUCUUCCGUGGGCUACAGUGGAGUCCGACCCCCUCGUCCUCCCUAUCACCAACCCACCACCUAUCCCGCACACUCCGCCUAUCCCCCUCCAGCCUGUGCCAACAGCACUAACAAGCCCUGGUGCCUCGAGGACCCCGAGUACCCCACCUACGAGAUCAAACAAGCUAUUACUGCCCACAUACCCAAGUUCAUUUCCCUCUACGCUGACGUAGCUGAUCUUAACACCGUGCUCUCCGUCGAGCGUCCCAAGACCCUGGAGGAGGAGACUUACCUCUGCCCCUCAGACACCGCCUACAUCCGGCCCCUCAGAGCCCAGAACACCCAGGGAAAAUGGCGCGUCAUCGUCAACAACAUUAAAGCUAAUUAUAAGACUUACACUCAGACGACCCGUAUUGAAGAGUGCUUGACCUCCGGCGACGCCUGCCCCUUGGUGCCUGAGUGCUACGAGUCCAAGUGCCUGCAGAAGUCCAUCUACCACCGCUUCCUUGUCUACGACCCCUAUGAUCAGUACUUCCCCUUCGCCAUCGAGACCUUCAAGCUGCCCGCCAGCUGCGAUUGUCUUUUGGGAACCUUUACCAUCGAUCACUAAAUCUAGCUAUGUAACUCCUCGCCACAGGUUAAAGAAAAUCUGACCAUUAAUAGGAUCUAAACUCACAAGAAACAGUAACAAACCUUUCCCUAUGAACUUGCCUGAGUACAUAUACCCUAUAGUAACACUGUACUAGUGAAAAGUAUCUGGUUAAUCUUAAAGCUAAUAGUGUUAGUAAGCAACGUGAACGAGUGUGUGGACACCAAUGGAUCCCACCGUCCCUGGCACGACUUCCUGAGCGUGAAGAAAGCAGUUCUCUAGUCAUCUCGUUACGUUAAUGUUAUCAAAUAUACGAUUUCUUUAUACAAUGCUGGCAUCGUAUAUUACUCAGUUGUUUGUUGUACUAGGCAAUACCGUCGCAAGUAUUUGCGUGACCCAUGGUGUUGCUGAGGACGAUUUGAUUUAUCAUGCACAUUGCUUGUUAAUUGAACCUGGCAAGUUUGUUAAUAUGUUAAAAUUUAUUAACAGUUUCUUCUGUAGUCUCUCCAGGUAAUCUGCUGAAGACUAAC